GAUAUUCAAGGAGAGGUCGUUUCUUAGAACAAAAACAUGUUGAUUGCUGUGCUAGAAGAAAAAACAACAGAUUUGAAAGAGAAAAUAUAAGGCAUUUCAUUUUCUUGAGUUGGGGGAUGAAGGGGGCAUGGAUUUUUGGCCAGAGUUUCUUGCAAGUAGUUGGGGCAAAGAGUUUGUAGCGGGUGGAUUUGGAGGAAUAGCUGGUCUCAUUUCUGGUUAUCCUCUCGACAGCAUCAGAGUUCGCCAGCAGAAUUCCAAGAGUGGUUCUGCUUUCAACGUUUUCCGCCAUGUAGUAGCCAAAGAAGGUCCCCUCUCUCUCUACAGGGGCAUGGCGGCUCCUCUAGCAUCCGUCACUUUUCAGAAUGCCAUGGUAUUUCAGAUCUAUGCAACCCUAUCGCAAACAUUUGACAGAAAGGUCCCAGCAACCGAUCCACCCUCAUACAAAGGAGUGGCUUUGGGUGGCAUUGCAGCAGGAGCAAUUCAGAGCCUAAUCAUCAGCCCUGUAGAACUGGUGAAAAUACAACUACAAUUGCAAAGCAAGACCAAUCAGUGCAACAAUCAAGUAACUAGACUCAAGGGUCCAAGAGAUGUCACAAGAAGAAUUGUCAGUCAGGCAGGUUUGAGAGGGAUCUAUCGAGGAUUAACCGUAACACUCCUCAGAGAUGCACACUCUCACGGACUAUAUUUCUGGGUAUAUGAGUAUACUAAGGAGCAACUUCAUCCUGGCUGUCGCAAGAAUGGUCAAGAGAGCUUCCAAACGAUGCUCGUAGCAGGUGGUCUUGCAGGGUCUGUUAGCUGGAUAAGCUGCUACCCCUUAGAUGUUGUUAAGACCAGACUCCAAGCUCAAUCACAGUCUAAAUCUGCAAAAUACCAUGGUAUUGUUGAUUGCUUCAGGCAAAGCGUAAGAACAGAGGGAUACGGUGUGCUUUGGCGAGGCGUUGGAACUACAGUUGGCAGAGCAUUCCUAGUGAAUGGGUCUAUAUUCACUGCAUAUGAAACUGCCCUGAGGUUCCUUUGCAAGCCACAAUGAAAAUGAUCAAAUGUGAAAAUGCAAUUAUAAUACAGGACUAAAGAUUUUCUUUAAUAUGCAUCAUCAUGUUGUUGAAAGAGAAAACAUUAACAGUA
Molecule: messenger RNA, 1125 nt
Organism: Solanum pennellii
Lineage: Eukaryota; Viridiplantae; Streptophyta; Magnoliopsida; Solanales; Solanaceae
Product: mitochondrial arginine transporter BAC2-like
Exons: 2
Coding region: 128-1030 (300 amino acids)
Biological process (GO): transmembrane transport
Molecular function (GO): transmembrane transporter activity
Source: RefSeq, a predicted model, not a curated record